AUGUCGAAGAGAUGUAGAAAACAGAAAAAGUUUAACGAAGAGUCGAUAGAUGAAAGCAAUGGAACUGUGAGUGUUCUACCAACAGAGAUCGUAUUAGGUAUACUAUCUCGUUUACAUUUCCAAACAGUCUUUGACUGCAAACUAGUAUCCAAAAAGUGGCGAAGUCUCAUAGUUAGUACCCUUCCUUAUUUUGCUGAUAUGCACUUGCGUUUUCAUCGCAAGUUACUACGGCUUGAUGAUGAUAUCAAUAGCGGUGCUGAUGCUGGUAAUGAUAAUACUACAGAUGGGAGUUUGGGCAUUCUUUUCUCGAUUCAAUUCAUGAAUUAUGAUAAGUACAAGGUCGGAGUUUACUACGGGAACUACCACGACGACAAUAAACGGUUUAGUUACAGGGAGUCGACAUCCCUACUGAAUCAUCCUCAACUAAACAGCAAUAAGAAACAAAGUUAUUCUUUAGUUGGCUCGUGCAAUGGUCUGGUUUGUUAUCGUAUACCCUUCUCUGAUAAGCGUGGUUUCUACGUCUGCAAUCCCAUGACCAAAGAAUAUGUAUAUUUGCUUGAGGAAAAACCAUUUCGUUCUCUGAAGCUAAGCGGAUUCGGAUACCUUCCUUCUUCAAAUGAGUACAAGAUUGUUAGAAUCUACAGUGAUGGGAAAAUUCAAGUGUACACUCUCGGAAGUGGCAGUGGGUGGAGGGAUAAAGGAGAAGUCAAAGGCGAUUGGGUGAACUCAAAGGUAGAUAAAGGUGUGGAUAUAUGGUCGUUAAAGAAGAUGAACGGCAACAACAUCGACUAUACGAAAGAACAAGUUCAGUGUUGGACAUGGAGCAAGGAGUUCAGUAUAGAAGCUAAAGAUUGGAACUGGGAUAUGUAUGACCCGUUUGCCCUUACCAAUAGCGGAAAACUUCUGUUGUUGAAGAAACACCGUAUUCCACGGGGGCGUCACUCAGCAGCAUGUAAAGCUUUCCAGUUACGACCCUAA
Messenger RNA from Papaver somniferum (opium poppy), 978 nucleotides. RefSeq lists its product as uncharacterized. Gene Ontology annotation, molecular function: protein binding; ubiquitin-protein transferase activity. Gene Ontology annotation, biological process: SCF-dependent proteasomal ubiquitin-dependent protein catabolic process. NCBI's taxonomy places the organism in Eukaryota, Viridiplantae, Streptophyta, Magnoliopsida, Ranunculales, Papaveraceae. The coding region runs from base 1 to 978 and encodes 325 amino acids. The transcript has 2 exons. The record is from RefSeq and is a predicted model, not a curated record.